AUGGUACCACUUGUGCAGGUGAUACCUGCUGUAAAAGAAGAAGAAAAUGGCGUGAUCCAGUUAUAUUCCUCAGAAAAAAAUCCAAGAGACCAGAGCAGCCUACCUGAACUUGAUCAAAUUUUGGUUGAGCCAGGCCCAGGUAGGGAAACAAAAAGAACUACUGCCGCUGCUGGUCAGAUUCUGAACAAAGCAGUAGCGAUAGCUUGGUGUCUGAUAAAUAGUCUGGUAAAUUGCUUGGAAUACCCAGAAAAUUGGUUGGAAGAUACACGUGGCAUGCUGAUGGUUGUGGCAACCAUGAUAUCAACUUCAACAUUCCAAGCUGCAGUUAACCCACCCCAGAGCGCUGGAAAAGGCGACAGCAACCGAGAUGACUUAAUCGCGUUCGGAACAUUUAAUACCCUCUCGUUCAUUGCUUCUCUCAGUGUCACCUUUUUGCUCGUUGGCGGAUUUCCCCUCCGGAAUCGUGUAAUUAUGUGGCUUUUAACAAUGGCCAUGUGUCUCACUCUCGCUUUUAUGGCACUCACCUAUUCAAUGGCUCUCGUCUUAGUUUGGGAUCAUACUACAAGUUUGCGAUCAGUUGCAAAUGCAUUCCUGGUAUUAAUUAUGGUUUUGACUCUACCUACAUUGCUUAUAACCAUCGCUUCAAUGCACACCAUUCGCCUUAUCAUUUGGUUGUCAAGGAAGUUGUGGGGCAGGUUCAAGCAUAAGAUCCCAAAAAGCCUCAGGAACGUGGUUGAUAGUUCGGUGGAUAGUUCAAGAGCACGUCACAGUACCAACAAUAUCUGA
This is a messenger RNA of Prunus armeniaca (apricot), 786 nucleotides long. The record is from the annotation of a GenBank genome assembly. Lineage: Eukaryota; Viridiplantae; Streptophyta; Magnoliopsida; Rosales; Rosaceae.